This is a messenger RNA of Olea europaea var. sylvestris, 872 nucleotides long. RefSeq lists its product as uncharacterized. The record is from RefSeq and is a predicted model, not a curated record. Bases 346 to 696 code for a protein of 116 amino acids. The transcript is spliced from 3 exons. Lineage: Eukaryota; Viridiplantae; Streptophyta; Magnoliopsida; Lamiales; Oleaceae.
UUCUCUCGUUACUCUCGUAGGCAGAAAAAACCAAUGAAAAUUUUCGCAAUCAAAGUAGCCGUAGAGCAACCAAUGCCCGCUGAAAACGGAGCUCCUCUUACACGUCUCAGUGCACAUGGAGAUGGAAAGAGAGAAAAUAUUUCUACCUUGUGUGAAUCUGAUUGUCCAUUUCGGAUAAGAGAGGAUUUGGUAGAAAUCUUCUUUUUAUCUGUUAAUUGAGAAGGGGAUUUUGCAAUUUUUUCUUUUGAACUGCGAGGAAUUAAUUAAUGUGUUGAUCCAUCAUAUUUCGUUGCUUGGGAUUUGCAAUUGUUGUUAUUUAUCUGGGUCUGGGAAGUGCAACGAAAUAUGGUGUGGCCUCCACAUAUCAAUCAUGGAAUGUCUUCAAGGUUGAUUGCGGUUGCAAUUGACAGGGAUAAAGGAAGCCAAAUUUCUCUGAAAUGGACUGUUGAAAAUCUUGUUGCCAAAGGUCAGACCCUAAUUAUGAUCCAUGUUAAAGCAAAACAGAGUUCACCAUUUUUUGCUACGUCCGCAUCUCUUCCUUUGCCAAGGCCUAACCAGAUUUCUGAUAUGGAUGAUAAUGGGUCGACUAAUGGGGAAUCUGCUGCACAAACAAAGGCAUUGUUCCUUCCUUUCCAUGUAUACUGUGCAAGGAAAGAUGCAAAGGCUUUGAGUUCAGGUAGGCCGCUGCCUCUGUGAAAACUAUGCACCUGUAAGGCCUUUGUUAAAGUCGGAAUUCAAAAUAAAUAAAUGUGUCCUCAACAGUGAGGAUACUGGAUAUCCUCUAAUUGAUCUGGAAAGAACAUAAAAAGGGAAAAUCCUUUACCAGACGAGCAUUUCUUUAGUUUCUUAUUCAUGCUUUACAUUCUAAUGCU